Entrophospora candida is the source of this 1173-nucleotide messenger RNA. The record is from the annotation of a GenBank genome assembly. NCBI's taxonomy places the organism in Eukaryota, Fungi, Glomeromycota, Glomeromycetes, Entrophosporales, Entrophosporaceae.
AUGCAUGAUUUUAUGGAAUAUUGUCUUUGUCAAUAUUUUAAAGCUACUGAUUGGAAUGAUGACAACCAAUAUUCAAAUUUAUGUGCUGAUUCUCGAGCUAUUUUGGAUUUUCAAAUACCCCAAGGUUUUGCUUUUGCAAUAUCAAAAAUCCAAACGUCACUUUUUAAGUCUUCAUAUUCAUUAAAUGCAUCACCAAUACUAAAUGGAUCUUUGGGAUUUUUAUUUACUUCUCGUCCUUUAAUUAUUGAUUUAAACAGUCAUUUAAAAUUUACAGAGAUAAUUGACCGACUUAAGGUCAAUUAUAUUCCAAGUAUAAAUACAAAUAAUGAAAAAGAAAUUCGACCAAUUAAGGCUAUUUAUUCUAAAAGAUUUUCAUCAAGAAUACAGUGUGUAAUCACAAGUGUUAAUGAUCUUAGGAUAAAAUCUGACUCACAUCUUACUGCAGAACUUCAAUACAACACGGGAAAAUGGUGUAAUGAAUUCUCUUAUACAACUGAUGGAGAAUUGUUUGGUAUUAGAGGUUUAUACAAUUUUUCAGGCCAUAAUUCAGAAGAAAAAGAAGUCAUUGAAGAAGUUCAAGAAGAUUUAUCAGAAAAAGAAAAGGACACUAAAGAAUCUCAUGUUGAAGAAAAAGUUAUUGAAAAAUCAUCUGAUAUUGAUGAAGUUGAUGAAGUUGAAGCAUUAAAGGGAGUAUGGUCAAUUGGUGGUGAAUUAUAUUAUGGGGUAAGAGAAAAAAGUGGAGUUUCAGUUGGAAUUCGUUAUCGAACUCUUCCUCAAUAUUUUAACCAAACACCUGUCACUGUAACUUAUAUAAUUAAUCCAAUAAUGGGACAUAUGUCAGCUGCUUAUGUCACACAAGUUUCUGAUGUUUUGACACUUUGUCCUAGAUUUGAUUUUAAUAUGUAUAGUUAUGAAAGUGAUUUGAUGAUUGGAGGUGAAUGGUGGCAAGGAAAAAAAGCAGAUGAAAGAAAUAACUUGAGCAAUGAAAUUAGUAAACAACUAAGUGAUAUUAAUGGUGUAGUUAAAGCUACAAUUGGAACAUCAAAGAAUGCUAAAUUAUUGUGGGAAGGUAGAUAUGGAAAUAUUUUGUUUAGUUUAGGUGUAAUCGCAGAUCUCAGUUCAAGAUUAUCACCAAUAAAAUCAGUUGGAUUGCAAUUUCAAUAUUUUUCAUAG